Moesziomyces antarcticus is the source of this 1110-nucleotide messenger RNA. Its product is annotated as carbon-nitrogen hydrolase. The transcript has a single exon. NCBI's taxonomy places the organism in Eukaryota, Fungi, Basidiomycota, Ustilaginomycetes, Ustilaginales, Ustilaginaceae. The record is from RefSeq and is a predicted model, not a curated record. Gene Ontology annotation, molecular function: hydrolase activity, acting on carbon-nitrogen (but not peptide) bonds, in linear amides. Bases 1 to 1110 code for a protein of 369 amino acids.
AUGUCGGACAUCGCCGUCGUCGGAAGCUUUUCCACGCCUCCAAACGGGUCUGGCAGCCCGAGGACGCUGCUUACUGAGCAGGGGGAGGCUCGGGAUGCGCUGCUGCACAUUGCGAUGGCACAGGUGCUUCCGGACGAUUCAGGUCUGCAUGCCACCUCGCGCUCCGGCCUGUCGAAGCUCGAGAACUGGGCAGCCAGAGCGGCGCAAGAGGGCGCAGACGUAGUCGUGUUUCCCGAGUACUUUCUCAGUGGUGCAACCCACGAGCUAUGGUCUAGCGUUCGUGGCCAGCAGUCGGAGGCAGAACAGGGAGAACAGGCUUGGCUUGAUGUGAUCCUGCACGUCGCGCGCAAGUACGAUGUAGACGUCGUAGCGGGUACGGUUGUGGAGCUGGGCACCAAAGCCGAGCUACCGCACAGGAAGGAUGGUGACGAGCUGUAUAACACCUCGUAUUACGUUUCGCGCGGAGGCGAGGUGCAUCGAUACACAAAACAGAAUUUGUGGCAUCCGGAACGGGCUACACUGUCCAACUCGCACCCUGGAUCGCAUCCGGACCAACACGAACUCGCAACGUUUGUGAUCGAAACCAAACGUGGGACGAAAGUGCGUGCAGCGAUGGCGAUUUGUUGGGAUCUGGCAUGGUACGAUCGCUUCAACCAAAUGCUCACCCCACCCUUUUCCGCCGCUUCCGACCUCGAUCGAGAGGGCCAAGUCAAGGGUCCGGAUGUGAUCUUUGCCCCGACUUGCUGGUACGCUUCAGACGGCGGUUCCGCUGCACUGGCUUGGAAUCCAAACGCAGAAGCAAAGUUGCUCGACUCUCUAACCCAAGCCCGAGCUGUCGAGAUCGAAGCCCUAGUGGUCAUGUGCAACAUCGCAGGUCCCAUCUUCACCCCCGACCAAAUGCAAUCCCUCAUCCAACAGAUCAAGUCCAACCCGGACACAGAUCUGCCUCUGAUAGGACUGGGCAGAAGCACCAUCGCUGCACCCUUCUUGGGCAUCGCAGCACAAACACCCGAUGCAAACGAGGCACUCCUGCUCCAAUCCAUCGACCUCAACGUCCUCCUAGACGCACGCCAAGUCUACCGCAUGCGCUACGACCAUGCCCUGCGCUAG